This is a messenger RNA of Pseudomyrmex gracilis, 2526 nucleotides long. It is a transcript of the gene Sfxn2, whose product is annotated as sideroflexin-2. Lineage: Eukaryota; Metazoa; Arthropoda; Insecta; Hymenoptera; Formicidae. The transcript is spliced from 10 exons. Gene Ontology annotation, cellular component: mitochondrial inner membrane. The record is from RefSeq and is a predicted model, not a curated record. Gene Ontology annotation, biological process: serine import into mitochondrion; monoatomic ion transport. Bases 651 to 1757 code for a protein of 368 amino acids. Gene Ontology annotation, molecular function: monoatomic ion transmembrane transporter activity.
CCAUAUUGAGGAUUCGACGCUAGUGCCUCUGGUACAGAGAGCGACAUCUGGCGCUUUCCUGUGUCACUUCAUUCGCGAUUGGUCAUUCCGACGAAAUCGGUCGAUUAUCUCUUACUCUCUCUCUCUCUCUCUGUCUGCAUUUUUCCUUACCUCGGUUUCCUUACCCAACAGUGUUGGUACUCAUGUCGUGGAUGUGGAAAAAAAAAACUUUAUCAAUUCCUAUAUCUCCGUAAAAUUGUUUAUCUGUGUAAAUAACGUUUCUUUAACGCCAAAGAUACUUCAUAUACAAUUGUUUUUUCCGUAUCGACGCGUUAUCUCGCAAUAAAGUUGCAACAUUGUUGGUUGAGAGGUGUCAUGUAAACGUGGUCUAGUGUGUCACUCCCUUGUCUCGUGCGUGGCCUCAGUCCUUUUCCCGCCUAUUGCUAGGUGCAUUUUGCCGGUGGCCCAGUAACGUAGUAAGAAGAAACGUCGCUGCUUGCGGUAUGUUCUAGGUUUGACGUUUCGCACCCUCGCACUCUCUCUUGGUCCGGUCGCUGUCAAAACGGAGCGGCCGAGGAGCGCAGCUCCAGGAGCAAAAGAACGCGUAAAGUGACCGGACGUAACGCGGUGUAAGACAAAGAAUCGCCGCGAGCGGACCGCGAAAGGACCGGAUGAAUGGAUGGUCGUGUCGCGGUCCUUACUGGCGAAAUGUACACUCGAUCGGUGUAGCUGGCUGGAGAUCCUUUUUUCUUCUUCUGUGUGUGUUUAUGUUGCAGAGAAUUUCCCGAUUCGACGCGAUGGCACACGACAGGCUGGACAUAGACAAACCCCUUUGGGAUCUCAACACCUUCGUCGGAAGAUGGAAGUACUUCGCGUGGAUGACCGACUUUCGCACGUGCGUCGUGCGCGAGCCGGAACUAUUAGCUGCCAAGGAGUUAUGCGAGCAGUACAGGCUUGGCAAAGAGCCAGCCGGCACAACCAGAGAUCAAAUCGUCUACGCGAAGAAACUGUACGAGUCGUCUUUUCAUCCCGACACCGGCGAGCUGCAAAACGUCUUCGGUAGAAUGUCCUUUCAGGUGCCGGGAGGAAUGGCCAUCACCGGCGCCAUGCUCCAGUUCUACAGGACGACGCAAGCGGUGGUUUUCUGGCAGUGGGUCAAUCAGUCCUUUAACGCGCUCGUUAAUUACACCAACAGAAAUGCGAACAGUCCUGUGACCACCACCCAAUUGGGUGUAGCUUACGUUAGCGCUACCUCCGCGGCUAUGAUAACCGCGAUCGGAUGUAAAUCGUUCUGGCAAAAACGCGCGAGUCCUUUAAUGGCCAGGUACGUUCCGUUCGCCGCAGUAGCGGCCGCUAAUUGCGUAAACAUCCCUCUCAUGAGACAGAACGAAAUCAGAAACGGAGUGGACGUUGUUGACGAGGACGGCAAAAAAGUAACGAAAUCAAAGCUCGCGGCUGUGAAAGGCAUUAGUCAGGUCGUCAUUUCACGUAUCGUCAUGUGUGCUCCCGGCAUGCUCAUCCUACCGCCUAUAAUGGAGAGAUUGGAGAAAUACGCGUGGAUGCAAAAAAUCAAACCUCUGCACGCGCCGAUACAAAUUCUAAUGUGCGGAAUUUCACUGUCGUUUAUGGUGCCGACAGCGUGCGCGCUGUUUCCGCAAAAUUGUUCAAUCAGGGCGACUACUCUAGAGCGCUGGGAACCGGAAAACUACGAACUGCUGAAGAAGAACAGCGAGAGCGGUAAACUGUCGACGUAUCUGUAUUUUAAUAAAGGUUUAUAAUGUUGCGCGUGAAAGAUUCUAGUGUGUCACGAAACGUUCUCGAGUAAGCGGUAUGUAGUCCAUUUUUUUUUUUUUUUUUUGUAAAUAUCAAUCGUUAUUUCAAUUAACGCACACGUGAAUAUUUCUGCUGGAUCAGAAUCGAUGACAAAAAAGAAAACAAAAAAAACAAGUGUUAAGUGAAAAAAUUUCCUUGAACUCUUUUAUCGAAAUUUAUCAACUUUUCUCUUGUAUGAUUUGGAGAUUCUUAAAAUUUUGAAUGCUACAACAGGGUUCUAACAAGAGAAAAUUCCGUCGAGAUGCGCAAAUACAAUACUUAUUAAGAAUACUCGAAUGUAACGCGUUAUAUACUUAGGAGCAACAAAUAACGUAACGUUGACAAUACGGAUUGGUGCUUUAUCGAGAUAGUCACUCAAUCGAAUACCGUAGCUAUAAGAGUUUGUUUCACUAAGUGUUGGUUAAUAAUCAGUCAAUAAGUGCCAUUUUUUAUGACGAGCGUCUUACCUCAUCUUAUAAGUUCCUUGUGUUCGCCAAGUGCUGCAAGAAUGUUUUUUUUUUUUUUUUUUUUUUCCGCAGAGUAACGUUAAAACACUGACACGUUACUUGAUUGUCAUUCUUAAAAUCUUGUUUUUUUUUAAUUUAUGACAAAGUUGUUUGAAAAUUUAUGAAAAUGCUGCCAUGUAUAGUAAUACAUUUUGCUACACAUGUAAGUCGCAAGACAAAAAAUAUAGCAAUACGAACAAUUACCACGUCAAUAAACAAUUGAAUCUUG